AUGCUCGGCGAGGACAUCUCUUACAGCCCCUUGGGCGACAGAAAACCUCGAAGAGUAUCAAUAAUAUGUCUGAAUAUUGCCUUAUUUUGUGUAUCUCUAUCAAUGUUUGUAUGGUCCACGCUAAGUUUUGUCGGACUGCAAACAGACCAAAAGGCAGCAUGGAGGAUGCUCAAUGUCGAAUCUCCUAUAAUCAAGUCACUUGAUCUCUCAAGUGAUAUCAAGACCUUGCGAGGGGAUGUCGAAAACAACGGAGAUAUUUAUCGGCAGCCACCCUCACCAUCAACGGACGAUGCAUGGAAUCGGUUGAAUCAAGACAACCUUGCUUGGGCCACCUCGAAGGAUUUGAAAGCGGCAGGCAAAGACAUCGACGUUGCUGUCAAGUUUCCUCCAAGCCUAGGCUUCGGUGAUGAUGCGUACCCAGUCUUAGUCGAUGUUAAGCACAAAAUACACUGCCUCAAUAGGAUUCGGAAGGACGUCUACUUUGACUACUACUGGAAAGACAAGUUUCCUGACGGCAAUGCUACCGAUCUCCACAAGUCCCACACGGAUCACUGUAUUUACAUACUUUUGCAGUCUCUCAUGUGCGACGCAAAUACAGACUUCGUUCCCUACGCAUGGUACGAUAUUUAUGACCACCCACAUCCAGACUUCAUGGUCAAUCGGAAGUGCGGAGAUUUUGAUGGGGUCACCAAGUGGACCGAGGAUCACAAGACGGUUAUGGCAGAUAUUUUUGAUAUCAAGAAGCCAGAGGGGCAGGAAACCCUUUCGAUGAGCACGGAUCUGUUGAGAAUUCUGUCUCAGACUGAUGGAUAA
Messenger RNA from Cadophora gregata, 813 nucleotides. RefSeq lists its product as uncharacterized. The record is from RefSeq and is a predicted model, not a curated record. The transcript has 2 exons. Bases 1 to 813 code for a protein of 270 amino acids. Lineage: Eukaryota; Fungi; Ascomycota; Leotiomycetes; Helotiales; Ploettnerulaceae. Gene Ontology annotation, biological process: mycotoxin biosynthetic process.